This is a messenger RNA of Eruca vesicaria subsp. sativa (arugula), 1053 nucleotides long. Lineage: Eukaryota; Viridiplantae; Streptophyta; Magnoliopsida; Brassicales; Brassicaceae. The record is from the annotation of a GenBank genome assembly.
GUUUCCUCUUCUUCUUCCUCGCUCUCGCCUCCGUCACGGUUCCUUCACACUCUCUCCAUCUUAUCAAUCUCCCCAGGUUUGAAAAAUGGGAACUCCAGAGUCUUCCCGAGAGCCCUGCCCUGACCGUAUCCUCGACGACAUCGGCGGGGCCUUUGGCAUGGGAGCUGUAGGAGGAGGAGCCUUCCAUUUCAUCAAAGGAACUUACAACUCACCCAAAGGAAGCCGCUUUAUCGGAGGCAAGCAAGCGGUGACGAUGAACGCUCCUCGUGUCGGUGGUAGUUUCGCUGUUUGGGGAGGUCUCUUCUCCACUUUUGAUUGCUCCAUGGUGUAUCUCAGGCAAAAGGAGGAUCCUUGGAACUCUAUCUUUGCAGGUGCUGCCACUGGUGGGUUUCUAGCUAUGAGGCAGGGGCCUAGUGCGUCUGUUAGGUCUGCGCUUUUCGGUGGGGUUUUGCUGGCUUUGAUUGAAGGGGCCGGGAUUGCUUUGAAUAAGUUGAUGGCUCAGCCUCAGCAGAUGCAAAUGGAGGAAGGGAUGAUGCCUGGGAUGCCGCCUGGGGUGCAGAUGGGGCAGGUGCCUGGGAUGCAGCAGAUGCCGAGUCAGGGACAGGGACAGGUGAUGCAAGAGAGUAGUGAUUCGUCGUCGUCGUGGUUGGGAGGUUUGUUUGGUAAGAAGAAUGAUGAGGCGCAGGUGCAGACGAGUAGUGGAAGUGAAACUAAGGUGUUGGAGAGUUUUGAUGCGCCUCCAGUGCCAUCAUUUGAGUACAAGUAAGCUUUGAUGGGUGGAUCCUCUCUUGUUCAUCUCAAUCGUUCGUUGCCUGCUACUCUUCAGGAGUGUGUUCUGUUUUGUGGUAGUCCAUGUAUACCUCGUUUGUUUCUGCAGAACUAUAUACUUGUUCUUGGAAGAAUGAGUUUGUCUUAACAAUUAUGUUUUUACGUUCUUUGUGCUUACUGUGAAACCAUUCCACAACUAUUUAUUUGUUGGGUUUUGAAUAAACGUAGUAUUAGAUUUUUCAUAGUGGGAAUGUUUGAGCAAUGAAAAUGAGUUCAUUUGGAGGA